Messenger RNA from Fusarium sp. VM40, 1119 nucleotides. Lineage: Eukaryota; Fungi; Ascomycota; Sordariomycetes; Hypocreales; Nectriaceae. The record is from the annotation of a GenBank genome assembly.
AUGCUUCAGCUCAGUCUCAACUUCGCUGCAGCGAGGCAGACCGCUGCCCGCUAUGCGCUGAACCGAUCCCUGCCUCGAACAUAUGCUACCAUUCGACGUUCCAACGAAACCACUGCCAGCCCGAAAGAGCUCGCCGAGAACCCCGAGAGUCAAUCUGCCAUUCUACGAGUCUAUAAGCCCCGAACACCUGGUGUGAGACAUUUGAAGCGACCUAUCAACGAUCAUCUCUGGAAGGGACGGCCUUUCCUUCCGUUAACAUUUCCCAAGAAAGGUCAGGCGAAGGGCGGACGAAAUGUGUCUGGUAGAAUCACCGUGCGACAUCGUGGUGGUGGUGUGAAGAGAAGGAUAAGAACGGUCGAUUUUGUUCGUAACCGACCAGGACCUCAUCUGGUGGAGCGUAUCGAAUAUGAUCCUGGACGAAGUGCGCACAUUGCCUUCGUUACCGAAAAAGCCACCGGACGUCACAGUUACAUUCUUGCUGCGGAUGGCCUAAGAUCUGGUGAUAUUGUUCAUAGCUAUCGCCCUGGUAUCCCCCAGGACCUUCUCGACAGUAUGGGUGGUAUCAUCGAUCCUGGUAUUCUGGCAGCUAAGACCGCUUUCCGUGGUAACUGCUUGCCCAUGCACAUGAUUCCAGUCGGCACCACUGUGUUUGCUGUCGGCUCUGCCGCCAGACGAGGUGCUGUCUUCUGCCGCAGUGCUGGAACUUCAGCUGUAGUUGUCAACAAGAACGAAGAGACCAAGGACGAUGGCACCAGGGUGAUGACCGGCAAGUAUGUUGAGGUGCGACUUCAAAGUGGUGAAGUCCGACGAGUUAGCAAGGACGCUUGUGCUACUAUCGGUGUUGCCAGCAACAUUCACCACCACUACCGCCAGUUGGGUAAGGCUGGACGAAGUCGAUGGCUCAACAUUCGACCUACAGUCCGUGGUGUUGCUAUGAACAAGGUCGACCAUCCUCACGGUGGUGGUAGAGGCAAAUCGAAGGGUAACCGACACCCUGUCUCUCCUUGGGGUGUUCCUACCAAGAGUGGUUACAAGACUCGUCGCAAGCACAACAGAAACAAGUGGGUUGUGGUGCCUCGACCUCGAAACAACGGAAAGCGCCGAGACAAGGCCAACUAA